This is a messenger RNA of Benincasa hispida (wax gourd), 357 nucleotides long. RefSeq names its product protein RALF-like 33. Gene Ontology annotation, biological process: calcium-mediated signaling. The record is from RefSeq and is a predicted model, not a curated record. NCBI's taxonomy places the organism in Eukaryota, Viridiplantae, Streptophyta, Magnoliopsida, Cucurbitales, Cucurbitaceae. Gene Ontology annotation, cellular component: plasmodesma.
AUGGCGGCCAAGGUUUCUUUUCUUCUUCCAUUUUUCUUAGUUGCUGCAAUCCUUACGGUCUCCUCCACUGCAGUAUUGACCACCAGCACUAAGACCCCGAGCUGGGUCCUGGAUGGAGCUCGAGCUCGCUGUCAUGGAUCCAUGGCAGAGUGCAUGAUGGGCGAUAUUGAAUUUGAGAUGAACUCUGAUAUCAAUAGACGCAUAUUGGCAGAUUUAAACUACAUAAGCUACGACGCGCUCAAGGCCAACACGGUGCCAUGCUCACGCAGAGGAGCAUCUUACUACAAUUGUCAGCCAGGUGCCGAGGCAAACCCCUAUGACCGUGGCUGCAAUGCUAUUUCUCGUUGCCGAAGCUAA